UCAACGAUGAGUUUGAUGUCUAAUUUAACGUUAGCAGCGUAUUUUGCCUUGUAGAGCUAGUCAGGCUAUGUGCAAAUUAUGUUCAGUAAUCAGGGCAUUCAACCCGUAACUGUUGUUUUUAACAACACAAAAAACUGUUUUCUUCACCUGCCCUCGAAGUUGACAUCGCACCUCUCCCUGAACGAGAACCAGGCAUUGGAGUUGUCCUGGGGCCAUGGAUCUCCAGUUUUCCUCAGCUGGACUCACAGCAGAUCCUCCUCCAGCCUGGACAGCCAUACAGUGGAGCUCUGUCGACAACUGGGAGAAAAGCUGGGCCUGAAAGAUGGAGAGCAGGGUUUUCUGAGGCCAUGUCACCAGGUCUCAUCAGUGCAUCAAGUGUUUGUGGAGCCCCUGUCAUCUGAUGACUGGGAAAUAUUGGAGCUCCACAGUGCCGCACUGGAGCAGCAGCUGCUCGAUCAGAUCAGAGUGGUUUUCCAAGAUGCUGUGUUUCCUGUGUGGGUGGACAGCCACACAGUGAUCUACAUCCAAAUAGCAUCGAUUUCGCCAUCUGUGCCCUAUGGUCGCCUGGAGCAGUCCACAGAACUAGUUGUCUCUCCUAAGAGCCGCCCUGGAGUUGGCAACCUUAGUGGUUCUUCAGUGAGAGCCAGCGAGAAGCAGCAUUUUCACAGACGGCAGAAUGUGGAUCAUUCCACCGCCUCAGGGCCGUCUUUAGAGAACACGUUCCCCAUUCCUCAAAGCCACCAGUGGGGUGGCAUAGCUGACCUGAAGAGCCUGCUACGCUAUGUGAUAAAGGGUACUUAUGACCCAGUUAAAGAGCUACCACCUGUACCCGACAUCCCUGCCCUCCUCACUGACUCUGUCUACAGAGUGUGUGGUGCACCUCCAGGCUCUCUUUGCACUAUAAGCAAUGUUGCAACUGGUGUUAUUCACUUCUUUCCUCUGAGCCAUGUGUCGAAUGCUGGGCUAGCUGGAGGUCAGUCCCCAGUGACUUAUGGCCUGCUCUCCAAAGUUCCUUCCCCUAAAGAAGCGAGAGACAGAGCCAAGCAGGCCAUGGAGAAAAAGAAGAAUGCAGGAGUUAGUAAAGCUGCCACUACUGUGGAUGGACGAGAGGAGCUGAAAGAAGAGGAAGCCAUGGUGGUCAGGGUGGUUUGCCAUGGUACUGAGAAUCUGGCAGGCAAGGAAAGAAGUCACAGCAAGGGAGAGAUCCAUCGUGGAAGAGUAUGGAUCCCUCAGCCCUUGGCCAUCAGGUUGAAUAUCAUCCCACAUUCAACCGUUAGAAUUAAACCAGUCAAAUCAACCAUCAAAGUAGCCUCCUCUAUUCACCUACAGCCACUAAAACCACUGCCUGAGGAGGAUGAUGAGGAGAUCCGGACAGCUUUCCUUGGUUGGCUGCACACUCAGAGUCAUGAACCUUUAGCCUGUCUGACUGCACGAUGUGGCAACAUCAUCUUACAUGGAACUGAUGCAAAGUUAGAGUUCGCUUUAACUGUGCUGAAACCAGAAGCAGAGAGCGACCCUCCAGACCAGCUGUUUUUACUAGCACCCUCUGUUAUCCAGAAGGAAGACAUACAGGUAGACAGAGAGCCAGUGACCCUGACAUCUGUGAAAUCUAUAGCUGAAACACCCAAACCAGAGCUGCCCUCUCUCAGUGUUCUCGGUGGGAUCGAUGAGCUCAGUAGGACUGGAUUCGAGUUCAUCUCCCACAGCCUUCUGGGUAGUCCCCUCUCACGAGAGCUUGGUACAACUGGACGGGGUCUCCGAGGAGGAGCUCUACUCAUUACUGGUACCAAGGGGAGUGGAAAGAGUACUGUGUCCCGAGCCCUCUGUGGAAAAGCUCAAGAAGAUCUGGAUGCACAUGUGGAGGUGGUGGACUGCAAAAAACUACAAGGAAAAAGGGCAGAAACAGUGAGACAGAUGUUGCAGGAUAUUUUUGAACAGGCAGAGUGGAGGCAGCCUUCAGUUGUCCUCCUUGAUGAUUUGGACCACAUGACUGGGGCACCAACCUCACCAGAACAUGAGCAUGGCCCUGAGGCGCUGCUGCAGCUGCACAUUGCACAGAGUUUGAAGGAUGUGGUGGAUGAGGUGGUGGUUCAUUCCAGCCUGGUGUGUCUGAUCAUCACCAGCCAGAGUGAACAUUCCGUCCACCCCUCCCUCACCGAGGUGCAGGGCUCCCACUUCAUCCAGGGCUUUGUGCACAUCCAGCCACCAGACCAGGCUCAGAGAGCAGAAAUCCUGCGCCAUCUGAUCCUCAAGAAAUCCAGCCUGUCUGAGGAGACCUUACAGACUCUAGACCUGGCAGCUGUUGCCAAGGAAACAGAGGGAUACACGCCCCAAGACCUAGUACUGCUGUUGGAGCGGGCUGUCCACGCUAACACUGUACAAAGAGGACACAGUGACCAGGGUGUGUGUCUGUCAUGGAGGGACUUCGUGCAGGCUCUCAAGGGAUUCACGCCUCCCUCUCUGUGGGGCGUAGACCUCCACACCCCAAGUGGAGUUGGGCUGGAGAGGGUGGGGGGUCUGAGGGAGGUGCGACAGCAGCUAAUGGACACUAUACUACUCCCUGCUAAGUAUCCCAUCCUGUUCUCCAACCUUCCUAUCCGCCAUCGCUCAGGAAUAUUGUUGUAUGGAGCUCCCGGUACAGGGAAGACCCUGCUGGCUAGAGCGGUGGCCAAAGACAGUGGUAUGAACUUCAUCAGCAUCAAGGGACCUGAACUUCUGAGUAAGUACAUUGGAGCUAGUGAGCAGGGAGUCCGCGAUGUCUUCCAGAGGGCGCACGCUGCCAAGCCGUGCAUCCUGUUCUUUGAUGAGUUUGACUCGCUGGCCCCCAGGAGGGGCCACGACAGCACGGGUGUCACUGACCGUGUGGUCAACCAGCUUCUCACCCAGCUGGACGGGGUGGAGGGGCUGCAGGGUGUGUAUGUGCUCGCAGCCACCAGCCGUCCAGAUCUGAUUGACCCGGCCCUGCUGAGACCUGGACGACUGGACAAAUCUCUCUACUGCCCCCCUCCUGACCUGGAGGCUCGCGUGGAGAUCCUGAAGGCUCUGAGCGCCGGCCUCGCCCUGGCUGCCGAUGUGGACCUGGAGCAGCUGGCAGCGGCGACCGAGCAGUUCACCGGAGCGGACCUGAAGGCCCUGCUCUACAACGCCCAGCUGGAGGCCGUCCACAACAGCCUGGGCUCCAGCACGCCGCAUGAGCUGACCUCUGGCUCAGAAAGCGACAUGAGCCUGUCCUCCAUGAUCUUCCCGAACAACUGCAGCGGCUCAGAUGAUUCAGUGGGGGAUGGGGACCCAGGCGUGGGGAUGGACCACUCCAUGGUUCUCCUGGACCCCAGCGACCUACAGGUAGAAGACGAACAUCAUCGUUCGAACGUCUGGAGGCUCUACUUUGGCAGCUCCUAUGAGUCAGAGUUGGGGAAUUCACCGAUUUCAGGACUGAACUCGCAGUGCGUCUCUGGACCCAACUCCAUGACCCAUGACUUUGCAAGGGCAUCUGUCCGCGACCCUGGCAGCUCACUCCCACCCGCUUACAUGCCCUCGCUCCAGAGCGGGUAUGAAGAGCUCGGCCCGGAGCAGCUGGAGAGUCUACAACAAGACGUUAAUAACAUCAAGAACAACUGCAGGAGAGCCAACGAGGACUGUGUCCGGGUGCAUUCAGCCUCCAGCCAGCCGGGCCUGCUGCUGCGUCCGGCUCACGUGAACUCCGCCCUGGCUCUGACCAGACCGUCUCUCAGCAGAGCCGACUGGAACAGAUACACAAAGCUGUAUGAAGCGUUCGGCGGUGCAGGAGACGGAAAACCUCUUCAAUCAGUCACAUUCAAACCUGGACAACGCGUGACUUUAGCUUGAUCAGACAUGUUGAGUUUGACGCAGCUAAUCUGUUAAUUUGAUGUCAGUUAAUAAAAGCUGUGAUGCAUAAUAAAGACAAACAAACAGGAGAGUUUAACAGUUACAAAACAAUGUAAAUUAAUCUAACCUUUGUUUAAAUGCUUCCUACUGACUUGAAUGAGACAUUUAUCUACUUUAAAUGUAAUUACUGUACAUAUGUAUAAUAAGUAUAAAUUAUCUAAUUGUUCAAAUUAAACAUUAAA
This is a messenger RNA of Chelmon rostratus (copperband butterflyfish), 4088 nucleotides long. RefSeq names its product peroxisomal biogenesis factor 1 (gene pex1). Gene Ontology annotation, biological process: protein import into peroxisome matrix. Gene Ontology annotation, cellular component: peroxisomal membrane; cytosol; peroxisome. Bases 79 to 3846 code for a protein of 1255 amino acids. NCBI's taxonomy places the organism in Eukaryota, Metazoa, Chordata, Actinopteri, Chaetodontiformes, Chaetodontidae. The record is from RefSeq and is a predicted model, not a curated record. Gene Ontology annotation, molecular function: ATP binding; ATP hydrolysis activity. The transcript has 24 exons.